AUUUUGUUUGGUAUUUUUUAAAUUGUCUUAUAUAAAUUUCACAUUCCACUUUGAUUUUUUUUAAAUACUAAAGUGUGAACCUAAUUAAUAAUAUAAAAAAUGAAUAAUAAACGUGAUUAUGAUCCAUCAUAUUUUGACUCUAACAAUUCAAAUAGUAAUGAUUCAUUCGGACAAAGAAAGCGGAAACGAAAAUCUCGAUUCAGUGAUGAACAAGAAAAAGUAUUUAUACCCGGAUUGCCGACAAUCAUUCCAUCAACAUUAAACAAACAACAGGAAGAGAUCUAUAUUCUUCAAUUACAAAUCGAAACAUUAACUCGUCGUCUACUUACCGGCGAUCUUGGAAUACCGGAAAAUCCCGAUGAAAGAUCUCCUUCACCAGAGCCUGUUUAUAAUACUGAAGGUAAACGUCUCAAUACGAGAGAGUAUCGUACUAGGAAAAAAUUAGAAGAUGACAGACAUUCGCUGGUUUUGAAAAUGAUGGAACUAAAUCCUACUUAUAAACCUCCUGGUGAUUACAAACCACCACAAACCAAAAUUAAUGAAAAGGUUCUGAUUCCUCAAGAAGAAUAUCCGGAUAUUAAUUUUGUUGGUCUUAUCAUUGGACCUCGAGGAAAUACUCUCAAAGGAAUGGAACGAGAUACUGGAGCUAAAAUUAUUAUCAGAGGUAAAGGUUCAGUGAAAGAAGGUAAAUUAGCUCGAAAAGAUGGUCAACCGUUACCUGGUGAAGAUGAGCCAUUGCAUGCAUUUGUAACGGGUCCUACUCAGGAAUCAGUAAUGAAGGCAGUACAAAAGAUUAAUGAAGUCAUUAAAAAGGGUAUCGAAUUGCCCGAAAAUAUGAAUGAACUUCGUCGUAGUCAAUUGCGAGAAUUGGCUCUUUUAAAUGGAACAUUGCGUGAAAAUGAUGGCCCACGAUGUUCGAAUUGUGGUGCUAACAAUCAUCGUUCAUGGCAGUGUCCGGAUAAACCAAAUAUAACCAAUAAUGUAUUUUGUACAAAUUGUAAUGGUGUUGGCCAUCUCGCCAAAGAUUGUAAAGAGAAACGUGUUGAAAAUAAUGUAAAUCAAGCCAAGAUUGAUGAGGAAUAUCUUUCGUUGAUGGCCGAGUUGGGAGAGGCACCACCUGUAUCAGCUGCAGUAACUACAUCUGUUUCAUCUACUCCCAUUCCGUCGAGUCAAAGAACAGCUACUUCCAUACUUGGAGGCCCUUCAACAUCGACAGCUGAUACCAAUAGUUGGGCAAACGGUAGUGGAAUACCACCGCCACCUCCUCCUCCUAUUGUUACACCAACCACUGUUGCUUCGGUGACUACGACCAGUGCUAACGGAUCUUCUAUGUGGCCUAAUGCUGCGGCUUAUUAUGGAUCUUAUGAUCCUUAUAAUGCCGCAGCAUAUGGGGCUCAUAUGUGGGAUCCUUCCGCAUGGACUGCAGCAGCUGCUUCGACUAGUAAUACAACUGAUGGUCAAUCUUCUACAUCGACAAAUUCAACGACGACAACAGUAGCUGGUUAUGGUACUUAUGAUCAGAAUCAAUGGAGCCAAUAUGCUCAAUGGUACGCCGCAUCUAUGGGAAAUGCAACCACAACGACAUCUUCGGGCUUACCUCCUCCACCUCCAUUAGCACCAUCGAUUUCGGCAGUUGGAUCUAUUUAUCCUCCACCACCCCCUCCUUCUCAUAGUUAAAUCUUUAGGUGGUCAUUGAAUAUCAUUUUUAAUCUUAUCAUGUGUGCUUUUUACAUUGAUAAUCAUUUUUUUCUCAGCACAAACAAUGAACCGACGGAAUCUUAUUUAGAAAGAACUUUUUAUUGGAACAGCAUUUAAUUAUAAUAAAUGAAGGCAUGACAAUUUA
This is a messenger RNA of Dermatophagoides pteronyssinus (European house dust mite), 1843 nucleotides long. Its product is annotated as splicing factor 1-like. Gene Ontology annotation, molecular function: zinc ion binding; mRNA binding. Lineage: Eukaryota; Metazoa; Arthropoda; Arachnida; Sarcoptiformes; Pyroglyphidae. Gene Ontology annotation, biological process: regulation of mRNA splicing, via spliceosome. Gene Ontology annotation, cellular component: nucleus. The record is from RefSeq and is a predicted model, not a curated record.